Messenger RNA from Myripristis murdjan (pinecone soldierfish), 760 nucleotides. Its product is annotated as immunoglobulin lambda-1 light chain-like. The record is from RefSeq and is a predicted model, not a curated record. Lineage: Eukaryota; Metazoa; Chordata; Actinopteri; Holocentriformes; Holocentridae. The transcript has 5 exons. Gene Ontology annotation, biological process: response to bacterium. Bases 75 to 743 code for a protein of 222 amino acids.
ACUACUGUGGAGUUGUAUAUGCAGACUUCAUUGAUUUUGGAUCAGGAACCUUUUUGCAGCUAAAAGAUACGAAGAUGAAAGUCUCUGUUGUUCAGCAGCCAGAGUCUGAGUCAGUCCAGCCAGGAGACUCUGUCACUCUCAGCUGCUCUGUUCACACUGCUGACUGUGGAGGGGAACACACUAGUGUCUUCUGGCUGAAAAGCUCAGAAAGUUAUGGUCCUGAAGUGAUUUACUCCUCUGGAAAUAAGAGUGAGAGCUGCAAGAACACUGAGAGCGGCUCUCCACAAACUAGCUGUGUCUACAAGCUUCCCAAGCAGAACCUGAGCUCUGACGAUGCUGGAACCUACUACUGUGUUGUGGCUUCAUGUGGGGAGACACUGUUUGGAAAUGGAACCGAGCUUUAUAUUAAAGGAAACUCGAUCCCGACCCCACCAUCUCAUCUGGACUCAACUGUCGUUGCACUGGCUUGUUCAACUGUCAUUUUUGGGAUGGCAGCGUUUCUACUCCUUGUAUGGACACUUUGCAAUUGCCGGUGCAAACAUUCAACAGGGAAAACUGGUAGAUCCUCUGAAGGAAACCAGACUGGUGAUGAUGUUAACUAUGCAGCAGUGAGUUUGGCUUCCAGAAGCUCCUCCUCCAGGACAGCCAACGCCAAACACUCCAGGACAGCCAAAGCCAAACACAGCGCAGAUGCUGUGCUUUAUUCUGAGGUUAGAUGCCGUGACCAGUACGGAUACAUUUAGUGUGCUGGGAAGAGGGC